This is a messenger RNA of Triticum turgidum subsp. durum (durum wheat), 1176 nucleotides long. The record is from the annotation of a GenBank genome assembly. Lineage: Eukaryota; Viridiplantae; Streptophyta; Magnoliopsida; Poales; Poaceae.
AUGGCCGUGGUGGUGCAGUUUCUGGUUAGAAAGUUCGUUGAUAGCCUGGCGGAGGAGGGAGCCGCGGAGCUCCCUUUCAGCUCCCACUUCUACGACAUGAGGGCCGGGUUGGAGAAGGCAGCCAUUUCUUCCACCAACGCCGAUGAGCUCCGAGAGUGCAUGUACGAGCUCAAUAACCUGCUCUCGCAGUGCCGCAUGCUCAACAACCGGCCAAUCCCGCGGAGCUGCUUCUUCUCCCCCUCUGAAGCAUGGCUUUCCAACAAGGUCAAGCAGCGGGUGAUCGCCAUGAAGCGCAGAGUCCUGCAAUGUGUCCAUAACGAUGACCCCAACGGCGAUGCAGCAGCCUUGCCGGAGGAGAAUGCCACCACUGCUGGGUUCAGUCGGUGGAGUACUUCUUGGGUUGAGCAGAGCAGGAUCUACGGGUUCGACCAACAGCUCGCGGAGCUAGAGUCCAGGGCGUUCAGGGACAGAAGCCCCGGACGACUUACAGGCGUCGGCAUCGUCGGCAUGGGCGGCAUCGGGAAGACUGCACUCGCGCAGCUCGUGUUCAACAGCCCGCUGGCCAGGCGCCGCUUCUUCCCCAGGAUCUGGGUGUGCCUGUCGCGCACCUCUUGCAUUGGCAAGGAUGUGCGCAAGGAAGUCUUGCAGAGCAUACUUAUGGCCCUCGGACUCGAAGAGGAGUUAAUAUUGGCCAUUGAUAGCCUGGGAGACAUGGAGUUAGCUGUCCAUGAGCAGCUCAAGGGGAAGCGGUACCUCAUAGUAUUCGACGAUGUCUGGAACGUCGACGACUGGUACGCCGACAUUGCAGGCCAUGAAAAUGCCUUGUCGAGGGGCGAACAAUUGCAAAAUGGCCUUGUGCUCGCGUUGCCCAAAGAGAGAGGUGGAAUUGUGAUCGUUACCAGCCGUCAAGAGCAGGCAGCAGAGAUGAUGGUGGGGAAGGGUAGUGUGUACCGUGUGAAGCCCCUGGCCGACAGAGAGAGCGCCUGGGCGAUCUUUAUGGAUGCUCUGAACAAGGAAAGACAGCCGAUCGAUCUCGCAGCUAUUAACAACCUGAAAGAGGAAAUUCUUCAGACCUGUGGUGGGCUACCGUCAAUGGCCAAGGCGAUGGCAGACAUCUUCGCAAAAAGUCUAACGUUACCAGCAUCAACUUCUAGCCAGGAACUUAAGCUUGAGUAG